Molecule: messenger RNA, 2030 nt
Organism: Lotus japonicus
Lineage: Eukaryota; Viridiplantae; Streptophyta; Magnoliopsida; Fabales; Fabaceae
Exons: 1
Coding region: 143-1807 (554 amino acids)
Biological process (GO): rRNA processing
Cellular component (GO): preribosome, large subunit precursor; nucleus; preribosome, small subunit precursor
Source: RefSeq, a predicted model, not a curated record
UGAUUCCCAAUCCCAAUUCCUUGUUAACAUGUAAAAGGGUUUUAGAGUUUCUCCGUCGCAAUUUAAACCCCGCACCUUCCACUCGUUCAGAAUCACAUUCUCCCUUUCACCUUCUUCACCUUCACCUAGGGUUAGGGUUUCAAUGGCGGAAGACGAUUCAACGGUGGGUCGUUCACUGAUUAAGCACCUCGCUUGCUCCAACAAAUCAACUCGAGAGAAAGCCCUCCGCCUCAUCCUCCAAUCAUGGCUUCCCUCUCGAUCUCAGCCUCUCUCCGACGACGACGCCAAGAAGCUCUGGAAGGGUCUCUUCUACUGCGUCUGGCACUCCGACAAGCCUAUCGUUCAAUCCGCCCUCAUCAACCGCCUCGCCAACCUCCUCCUCACGUUCCACCACCUCCCUCUCUCGCUGCAGUAUCUCUCCACCUUCUUCCUCACCAUCCGCCGCGAGUGGUCCGGCAUCGACGCGCUCCGUCUCGACAAAUUCUACCUCCUCACUCGCAGGUUCAUUUCGCACUCCUUUUCUUUGCUGAAGAAAUAUUCAUGGGAUUCUGAACUUGUGAACCGUGUUAUGGUGCUUUUUGAUGAGGCUACUCUGUGUUCUCAUGAUAAGUUUCGGGGUGGGAAUGGGGUUAAUUACCAUUGUGCUGCUGUUUUUCUUGAAGAGCUUAAGCCAUUUCUUCCGGUUAAGCAAGAGAUUCUUGAGGUGCUUUUCAAACCCUUUAUCUCUGCUAUGGGGAAAUUGCCUGAUAAGGUUUUGUUGGGGAAGAUUAGGUCUGGUAUGUUUGAUGUGUUGCUGUUGAAUGGGAAGAGGUUGUUAGAGGUUAAGAAAGCAGGAGGGUAUGAUGAGAAGGUUGGUUCUGAUGAUGAUGAUGAUGAUGGUGUUGUGGUUCUUGGAACAAUUGCGGUUGUUAUGGGGUUUUCUGGCAGGUUUUAUGAGCUUGGUUCUGCUCCUGAAUGUGUUCAGGGGAAUAGAAAAGUGCUGUUUGAGCUGCACCGAGAGUUUUCGAAGUUGGAGAAGGAUGCGGCAGCUUCUGGGUUCGAAUUCUCUAUUCCUGAUCGGGUGGAAGAAGAAGAGGAAGUGCCCAAUUUGGUUCCCAUUGCUAAUGGCUCAGUGGAGGGAGAUGCUCUUCCCCUAGUUGAUUUGGGACUUGCUGCUAAGGUGUUGAAGAAGUGCAAGAAGGAGAAGAAAAAAUCUGGUGACGGAAAGAAAAAGGCAAAGAAGAAUAAGAAGAGUGGUGCAUCUGCUUUGAGCCCUGCUGAGAAUGACAAUGAGAAUGCAGCUAGUGAAGAUGGUGGGAGUUCAAAUGAGGAGCGGGUUAAUGAUGAAAACACAAUACCAUUCAAUGAAGCUGCGAUUUCAAACCUCCAGAAGCAGUUUGAGAAGAUUGCUGCGGAAGCAGGUUUGGAUGAUGGAGUUGCUUUAGUAUGUGACAUACCCGAAGCUGGAAUUGUAACCAAGAAGAGAAAGAGAUCAAAGAGUGCAAAAGGAAAGGCCUCUCAGGAUUCUGAUUUGAAUGGUGCAGGUGAUGAAGAAGCUGUUGCGGCAAAGAGUGGGGAGAAAAGUGCCAAAAAGGUAAGAUUUUCCAUGAAAAACAACUUGAUAUGGAAGCCACAAAGUCCUUUACCUCCCCUGGAUGUGAGAAUUCCACCCUCUGUCACACCCAGAGGAAGUGCACUCAAAAAGGGUGUGCCCCCAGGUCCCGUAAGGGAGAUGUCUUCCUCUACCAAAAAGAAACUGAAGAAGGGUAGGAAAAAGGUUGUUGCCUCAUCUGUCAAACGCCUGAAGAAAUUAAAAUCCCGUUCUUGAUUUCCUUAAUGUUGUUAUGGGAUGAAGAUGAUGUUCCAUGACUUGUUCUGUCAUACUAUAUUUUUUUAAUUGUGAAAUUUUUGAAAGUUUUAUUAAUGUAGUUGAUUUCUGCACCAAGUGAGAAGCAAAUUGACUUGUAGGUUGCUUACAAGAUUGUGAUGUUAAUUAAGGUGUUUCACUAUUUUACAAUGUCACUUCUUUCUGCCUAAUAUUAUUAUUCUAA